GUUUCAGAUGGCUCUCAAAUCCUCCUCUUACACGGCUCUCAAGGACUUCAUCCCCAAAGAGUUCCGCCAUAAACCUCGAAGCAUCUAGGCCGACAACAAGUAUUUUAUCUCUUCUACUUUCAUUCUUCCAUACGUCUUCCCUGGUCAUCUUCUUUCUUCACAAUUGCUCUUCGGUCUUCCUCACUUCAAAAACUUUAACCAUCUAGAUUCAUUUGCUUUAUGGAGAAUUCCAACCACACUUUUAAUCUCCACCACCCUCCAUAAAAUCUGAAGUAUAUAUGUCUUCCUCUCCAUUAGCUCAUUCGAUUUUUACAAGAAUGUGUUGGGAGAAUGACUCUUAUUGUUUAAAGUGUCCAGCCCAAAUUACUUUCUAUUCAAGGGCCUGUUUUCUUUUUAGGCCCAAAUAUAUCUCUUUUCAUAUUUGGGAAGAACAGAUUCCGUUAAAUGCUCCAGGAUAUGUGCCAAGUGCAUCCCUUUGAUCAGGUAAAAAAUCCCAUAACUUCAUCUCCUAUUUUUCUGGCCAGAGCAGUUAAAAAUACUUCUAUAAAUUGAGGGAUGAUUCCCUGAAACUACAUACUCGAAUCCCCUCCCUCUUCUCAAAUUUCUUCUCCUUUAAGCAAUUGUAUUGUGCAAACUCCAUCCUUUCAACCAUGUGUGCUCGUGUUUGAAAGUAGCUGUGUAAGCCUUGGGGAACGAACCAGCAAUAUACGAUUAGCACCUGAGUCGUGCCGAAUUUCGUUUUCAAGACAGUGGUCUCCACGACACAGCUUGAACUCUUCUCUAUCGAUAAGUUUCCUGUUGUUUCCCUCUCCUAUUGCUAUUAAUAGUUGCUGCUGUUUUUCCAACAAUUUUGAAAACGAAAUUCCUCCCUUUCACCAACUAUUAAUGGCUGUGAAUAUGUCCAAAGCUAUUCCUGACAUGUCAAAACUGGAACCUCUUGAUGGCUUGAACUAUUUUUACUGAUAUUUUCCAGAAUAUCAGUUCUCUUUAAUGACCCUUUGGAACUAGAUCAUGUUCUCUUUAAUGACCCUCCUAUUUUACCUGCCUCUAAUACUGCAAUUGUCACCCCUGAGUCCACCCCUCUUCUUAUCAAAACCAAACCCGUAGAUGAAGAAAUGAUCCAAAAAUAUGAAAAGGACAAUAAGACCGUUAGGGGACAUUUGCUUAAUCAUAUGAUCAACAACCUGUUUGAUCUUUUUGUCUCUUACAAAUCUGCUAAGACUAUUUGGGAUUCUUUGGAGAAGAAAUAUGGUGCAGAUGAUGCAGGGAAAAGGAAGUACGUGGUCAGUAGAUGGCUGGCAUUUAAAAUGGAGGAUGAUAAACCAAUCAUGGAACAAGUUCAUCUCUAUGAAAACUUGUGCACGGAUGUUUUAAAUGAAGGAAUGAAGAUGUGUGACAUAUUUCAAGCAAAUGUUCUGUUGGAGAAGUUCCCACCUUCCUGGGCUGAGUACAGAAACCACCUGAAGCACAAAAAGAAAGAUCUCAACUUGCAAGACCUUAUUGGCUACAUGAGAACUGAGGAGGCCAAUCGAUUGAAAGAUAAGCUUGAUUCGAUUUCAUCUAUUUCUGCUAAGGCUAACCUUGUUGAAACAGGUGGCCCUUCUCAUAACACCAGGUUCAAGGGAAAGGGGAUAAAUCGACAAAACAAAAAUCAACACAAAAUUCCUAAACCCGAAGGCAAGAUCAACAAGAAGGUGGUUUGCUAUGUUUACGAAGUUCCUAGUCACAAAGUCUUCCAAUGCUCUAAACGUCAAAGCUCUGGACAUAACAAUCAGAAGAAGGGCAGCAGUUCUGGAGUCGCUCAAGCCAGCAUAGCUGAACAUGAGGACGUUAUAGCUGCAGUGGUGGUUGAAGCAAACUUGGUGGACAACAAAAUUGACUGGAUUUUGGAUACAGGGGCAUCAAGACAUCCGUGUGCCAACAAGGAGUUGUUCAGGGAUUUUGAAGACGCCACUGAUGGUGAAUGUGUCUUCAUGGGAAACUCAAGUACGACAGGAGUCCUUGGAAAAGGGAAGAUUAUGCUCAAACUCACCUCUGGAAAAACAUUAUCCCUUUCAAAUGUUUUAUUUGUUCCCUCACUGCGUCGUAACCUAGUGUCUGGUGCCUUACUAAACAAGGCUGGUCUGAAACUCGUUUUUGAGGCUGACCGAGUUGUCAUUACACGAAAUGGGGAUUUUGUUGGGAAGGGUUAUCUUAAUGGGGGGUUAUUUAUUUUAAAUGUUUUGAAUGUUGC
Molecule: messenger RNA, 2233 nt
Organism: Cuscuta epithymum
Lineage: Eukaryota; Viridiplantae; Streptophyta; Magnoliopsida; Solanales; Convolvulaceae
Source: the annotation of a GenBank genome assembly